CAGAGCAUCAGAACAAAAUGAGACCAGCAUCACUCUGCAGUGGAAUAAAGUCAGCAGCAACACCAGCUUUGUUCUCCAGUUUAAUGGCACAGAGACAAACAUCAGUGCACCAGAUGGAGAUGGACCAGUGAACCAUACAGUCUCAUCUCUCACUGCUGGAACUAAAUACACAUUCAUGCUCUUUUCUGUGUUUGAAAACAUCAGAAGCAGUGGAGUACAACUUACAGCUGUCACCGCUCCCAAAAAUGCAGAAGCUGUGAGAGCAUCAGAACAAACUGAGACCAGCAUCACUCUGCAGUGGAAUAAAGUCAGCAGCAACACCAGCUUUGUUCUCCAGUUUAAUGGCACAGAGACAAACAUCAGUGCACCAGAUGGAGAUGUACCAGUGAACCAUACAGUCACAUCUCUCUCUGCUGGAACUAAAUACACAUUCAUGCUCUUUUCUGUGUUUGAAAACAUCAGAAGCAGUGAAGUACAACUUACAGCUGUCACCGCUACCAAAAAUGCAGAAGCUGUGAGAGCAUCAGAACAAAAUGAGACCAGCAUCACUCUGCAGUGGAAUAAAGUCAGCAGCAACACCAGCUUUGUUCUCCGGUUCAAUGGCACAGAGACAAACAUCAGCGCACCAGAUGGAAAUGGACCAGUGAACCAUACAGUCUCAUCUCUCUCUGCUGGAACUAAAUACACAUUCAUGCUCUUUUCUGUGUUUGAGAACAUCAGAAGCAGUGGAGUACAACUUACAGCUGUCACCGCUCCCAAAAAUGCAGAAGCUGUGACAGCAUCAGAACAAAAUGAGACCAGCAUCACUCUGCAGUGGAAUAAAGUCAGCAGCAACACCAGCUUUGUUCUCCAGUUCAAUGGCACAGAGACAAACAUCAGAGCACCAGAUGGAGAUGGACCAGUGAACCAUACAGUCUCAUCUCUCUCUGCUGGAACUAAAUACACAUUCAUGCUCUUCUCUGUUUUUGAGAACAUCAGAAGCAGUGGCGUCACUAUUGCUGCAGUUACAGCUCCUCAAAGCCCAGAAAAUUUCAGACCAGCAACACAAGAUGAGACCAGCAUCACUCUGCAGUGGAAUAAAAUAAACAACAAUGUUAGCUUUGUUCUCCAGUUUAAUGGCACAGAGACAAUAAUCCGUGCACCAGAUGGACACGAACCAGUAACUCACACAGUCUCAUCACUCACUGCUAGAACCAAAUACACGUUCAGUCUCUUCUCUGUGUUUGAGAACGUGAGAAGCAGUGGAGUCAGCAUCACAGCUGCUACUGGACCAAAUUAUCUUGUUGCUAUGAACUUCCGAUUGAAGUCUCUGAACGUACUCUCAGAAUUGGAGAUAAAUGCUGUUUUGACAGAGUUCUUUAAACAUCACGGUUUGCAGCCACAAUUUUCUCUGAAGGUUCGUUCUGCUACACCAGAAGAGAGAAAAUCCAAGUAGAACAGAAG
Messenger RNA from Fundulus heteroclitus (mummichog), 1443 nucleotides. Its product is annotated as tenascin-like. NCBI's taxonomy places the organism in Eukaryota, Metazoa, Chordata, Actinopteri, Cyprinodontiformes, Fundulidae. Bases 176 to 1435 code for a protein of 419 amino acids. Gene Ontology annotation, molecular function: protein binding. The record is from RefSeq and is a predicted model, not a curated record. The transcript is spliced from 8 exons.